Messenger RNA from Sphenostylis stenocarpa, 1332 nucleotides. The record is from the annotation of a GenBank genome assembly. Lineage: Eukaryota; Viridiplantae; Streptophyta; Magnoliopsida; Fabales; Fabaceae.
AUGCAUUUGGUUAAUUUUUGCGUUGUCUGGGGCGAGAGAGGGGCAAGUUGGGGGUGGUGGAAGAGCAGGGAAGCAAAAGCAAUGGAGUUACACCACUCCCUUUUCUCUGCUCAGUCCUCGCCGUAUGUGCAGGGAAUGAGCUUAAUUUUGCGUGAUGGAAAAGAAAUACUACUUCAGGCGUUUAAUUGGGAGUCUCACAAAUACAACUGGUGGAAUAAUUUAGAAACCAAAGUUCCUGACAUUGCUAAAUCCGGAUUUACAUCAGUGUGGUUGCCACCACCAACUCACUCAUUUUCACCUGAAGGUUACACCCCGCAGAACCUUUACUCUCUUAACAGCAAUUAUGGUUCUGAGCGUCAGCUAAAAGCUUUACUUCAAAAGAUGAAGCAGCAUAAAGUCAGAGCAAUGGCCGACAUAGUUAUCAAUCAUCGUACUGGGACCACUCAAGGACGUGGAGGAAUGUAUAAUCGUUUUGAUGGAAUUCCAUUAGCCUGGGAUGAACGUGCAGUGACAGCAUGUACUGGGGGACUGGGUAAUAAAAGCACAGGUGCUGUUUUUCAUGGGUUUCCAAACAUUGACCACACUCAAGACUUUGUAAGAAAGGAUAUCAUAGGCUGGCUCCGUUGGCUGCGUCAUGAAGUAGGCUUUCAAGAUUUUCGAUUUGAUUUUGCAAAAGGGUUUGCAGCAAAAUAUGUGAAAGAAUAUAUUGAAGGUGCAAAGCCAUUGUUCUCUGUCGGAGAGUAUUGGGAUACUUGCAACUAUAAGGGUUCUAGUUUGGACUAUAACCAAGAUAGUCAUAGGCAACGAAUAAUCAAUUGGAUAGAUGGCACUGGACAACUUUCAACCGCAUUUGACUUUACAACAAAAGGAAUUCUUCAGGAAGCUGUCAAGGGAGAAUUUUGGCGCCUGCGUGAUGCUCAAGGAAAGCCUCCAGGUGUGAUCGGGUGGUGGCCAUCAAGAUCUGUCACAUUCAUAGACAAUCAUGAUACAGGCUCAACUCAGGCUCAUUGGCCAUUCCCGAAAGACCAUAUUAUGGAGGGGUAUGCAUAUAUCUUAACUCAUCCUGGAAUACCAACAGUUUUCUAUGAUCACUUCUAUGACUGGGGAAAUUCAAUUCGGGAUCAGAUUGUGAAGUUGAUUGAUGUUCGCAAGCGUCAUAAUAUUCAAAGUAGAACACCUAUGAGGAUUGUGGAGGCCAAACACGACCUUUACUCUGCAAUAAUUGGAGAGAAAGUGUGCAUGAAGAUUGGGAGUGGUUCAUGGUACCCCUCAGGAAGGGAAUGGACAUUGUCAACUUCUGGCCACAAUUACGCAGUGUGGCAUAAGCAGUGA